Molecule: messenger RNA, 2199 nt
Organism: Chanos chanos (milkfish)
Lineage: Eukaryota; Metazoa; Chordata; Actinopteri; Gonorynchiformes; Chanidae
Gene: fermt3b
Product: FERM domain containing kindlin 3b
Biological process (GO): integrin activation; leukocyte cell-cell adhesion; cell-matrix adhesion
Cellular component (GO): cell-substrate junction
Molecular function (GO): integrin binding
Source: RefSeq, a predicted model, not a curated record
AGAGGUAACUUGGACUAAGCUUGAUAAAUUCAUCAGCAGCAGAGAGGACCAAGAAGAUAGAGGACAGUUAUUUGACGGAAAGUCCUGAAAAAUUCAGAAAAGUAUGGCAGCAUGGGACUUGUCAGUCACUGUGGAAGACCUGGGCCCUGAUGCUAAGCCCAUUGUUGUCAGUGUGACCUCUGACCUCCACAUAGGCGGUGUCAUUCUAAAAACCGUGGAAAAAUGUCAAUUAAAUCAGGAUUGGUCAGACCAUGCCUUAUGGUGGGAGCAGAAGCAGCAGUGGCUCCUGCGAACAGCCUGGACGUUGGAUAAGUGUGGUAUCCAUGCCGACGCCAAGCUCAUCUUCUCCCCUCAGCACAAGCCUCUGCGUCUUGGCUUACCUAACGGGGUGACCCUGAGGCUCCGGGCUAGCUUCUCAGCACCUGUCUUCCACACUGUAAUGGAAAUCUGCAAAGUCCUCAACAUUCGUCGUCCAGAGGAACUGUCUCUGCUGCGUCCGGUGGAAGAGAAAAAGAAAAAAAAAGACAAAGAUUCUUCUCAAGAGGUCUACGACCUCACAGAUGUGCCUCUGCCCUCAGGUUCUGUCCCAUGCCUGUAUGAAGGCAUGCCAGCCCAUUUUGCUGAUUCUCCAAAGAAUGAAGCAGUGUAUAAGAUGCUAUCAGUAUGCCAACCCUCCCCUGCACCAGAGGCCAUCGCUAAACUGUACCGCCCAGCCAGCGUGGUGGACAAAACACACAUCCACACCAGGUGGUUGGACUCAUCACGUUCACUGAUGCAACAGGGAGUACAGGAGAAUGACAGGCUGUGGCUUCGAUUUAAAUACUACACCUUUCAUGACCUGGAACCUAAGUAUGACGUAGUGCGUUUGACUCAGUUGUAUGAGCAAGCUCGCUGGGCAAUCCUGCUGGAGGAUGUAGACUGCACAGAGGAGGAGAUGAUGCUGUUUGCAGCUUUGCAGUAUCACAUUGCCAAGUUGUCCCAGUCACCAACCCAGGAUACGACAACUGUUAAGGGGAUGGAAGACUUAGAGUCAGCCCUUCAAUCUCUGGAAGUGAAGAUGGUGGGGGGGGCCAGUACCAAUGACCUGCUGGAGAACAUGACUGCUCCUGAACUGAAUGACUACUUGAAAAUAUUUCGACCUAAGAGACUGACGCUAAAGGGCUAUAAACAGUACUGGUUCAAGUUCAAAGACACGUCCAUCUCAUACUAUAAGAGUCAAGAAGAUUGCUAUGGGGAACCCAUCCAGCAAAUGAAUCUAAAAGGUUGCGAGGUGGCCCCAGAUGUAAACAUAGCCGGACAGAAGUUCUGUAUUAAACUCCUCAUCCCAGCUCCAGAAGGCAUGAAUGAAGUUUACUUACGCUGUGAAAAUGAAAAACAGUACUCUCAGUGGAUGGCUGCUUGCCGGUUGGCCUCUAAAGGACUGACCAUGGCAGACAGUUCAUAUGAGAGCGAGGUAAAGAACAUCCAGACCUUCCUCUCUCUGCAGCGUACCAACCCUGGAGCAAACAGCACACAGACCGACGAGAGCAUCAACACACACAGCCUGGUCUCCCCACGCUACGCAAAGAAAUACAAGCCCAAACAGUUAACGCCACGCAUCCUGGAUGCGUAUCAGAAUAUAGCUCAGCUUUCCCUCACUGCAGCUACUCUGAAGUUCCUCCAGAUCUGGCAGGCUCUACCAGACUUCGGAAUAUCCCACUUUAUGGUCAGGUUUAAAGGCAGCCGUAAGGAUGAGGUUCUGGGCAUUGCUAAUAACCGGCUGAUCCGCAUAGACCUGAGUGUGGGAGACGUGGUGAAAACCUGGCGUUACAAUAAUAUGAGACAAUGGAACGUCAACUGGGACAUUCGACAGGUGGCGAUUGAGUUUGACGCUAAUGUAAACAUUGCCUUCAGCUGUGUGAACGCGGAUUGUAAAGUUGUGCACGAGUACAUUGGCGGCUACAUCUUCAUGUCUACUCGCAGUCGUGAAAAAAGCAACACACUUAACGAGGAGCUCUUCCACAAACUCACCGGGGGCCACGAGGCUCUGUGAACCCUCAACUAAAGAAAAGACUAGAGGUGUUUUACUGUUAUUUUUUUUUAACAGAAGCAUUCCAGGUGAAGAGGAAUACAUUCCCUGAUGCUUUUAAUAAGAUGCUUUUGCCAUGGAAGACCUUAUCUGAGUGCUGUCCAAUGAAACUGAACAUUAUUUUCACUCCC